This is a messenger RNA of Pimephales promelas (fathead minnow), 684 nucleotides long. NCBI's taxonomy places the organism in Eukaryota, Metazoa, Chordata, Actinopteri, Cypriniformes, Leuciscidae. The record is from RefSeq and is a predicted model, not a curated record.
UAACUUGUUUUCAUGACAGAUUUAUUCAAACAUACACAUAAUAAUGAAGACUUCACUAACCGGUUAAAGUAUAGUACAUAUAGCAAAAUGCUCCCCGUCUUGCUAUGGUAAAUAUUACAUUGUUUGAAAGUGGUUUUAUUGACAUCUUUCCGCGGUUUAAAUACUAAGCGAUUACAUGAAACAUUAUGCAUUUCACUAAGUUGUACUGUUUUAUACUUCCUGAUGUUUAUUUAAUGCUAUAAUUGGUAGUAAAGAGAAUGUAUCCUGCUGUGAUGUAAACACCCCGUGUGUGUGUGUGUGUGUGUGUGUGUGUGUGUGUGUGCGUGCGUGCGUGCGUGCGUGCAGGCGAUGAGUAUGUUCAGCAGUGCUCUAGCCUCCGGUCAGCUCGGCCCUCUCAUGAACCAGUUUGGUCUUCCCUCUGAAGCAGUUGACGCAGCUAAUAAAGGAGAUGUGGAGGCGUUUGCCAAGGCCAUGGAGGGCAGUGAUGCCAAGACCGAUGAUUCCAAAGACAAGAAAGAUGAUGAAGAGGACAUGAGCUUGGAUUACAACGGCCUUCUGUACACAACCGUGUCUCUCUGAAGUGUUAGUCUCAUAUUAGUCUGAGAUGUUUGCCUGUAAUCAUUGAUUCAAGUGUGUUUUGUAUGUCCAAAGCUACACUAUUAAACAAUUGACAAUGUAAUGCCA